This is a messenger RNA of Peronospora belbahrii, 2985 nucleotides long. NCBI's taxonomy places the organism in Eukaryota, Oomycota, Peronosporomycetes, Peronosporales, Peronosporaceae. The record is from the annotation of a GenBank genome assembly.
AUGUUUGAGCUACGAGAACAUGGAUUAAAAGUCUCACGUCGGAAAGGAUUUACAUUAAAUUGUAUGAGUAUUGGAAAUGGUGUUGUCGUCAUGGGAUCUCAGGAAGGAAUGUUACUUCGUUGUACAACGGAAGCUACUGAUAGUAGCAGUAAUAAUGGAUCCGUGGAAGAAAUUAUGAUUGAACCACGUGUUGCCAUGGCAGAUGUCGCAAUUGAUCCCACAGGAGCUCAUGUGCUCAUUUCGAUGGAAAAUGGAUUCAAUUUUUAUUUACAUACUGGAUCAACUCGUCCACGAAAGAUCAUGAAAGCUCAGGGUUUACAAUUUACAAGUAUUGCAUGGGAUCGUCAAUCGAGUUCACCGGAAACUUCCGAGUCUGUGCUAAUUGGAACGGAUUCAGGAGCAGUCUAUGAAGCUGAAUUUGAAGCAGGAAAAGAAAAGUUGUUUAAGAAAGUCUAUCAGAUUGCCAACCAAGGACCUAUUGCUGGUAUUGCGUUUGAACACUGGAAAGUACCAUCGGGCGAGGUGAGAUAUUUUGUCAUGCUUACGACGUCAGCGUCGGGAAAAAGACCGACGCGAAUGUUUCAGUUUAUUGGCGGAGGACCAGGUGGACUGGAAGCCAUGUUUACAGAGUACAGUAGUCCAGAUAAAUUGCGGUUUCAGGAAUUACCGGGAGACGUUUACACGGCGGAUCUACGAUUCUAUGCGAAACAAGAGCGUGAACGUGCAAAGGGAUUUGGUGUACUUACAGGUGAAGGGGUCUAUCAUGGAGAGUUUGUCUUUGGUCUGUCGAGUACGGUGGAGAAUGUGACGACAGGCACGGGGCUACUGGCAUACCCGAAUAAACCUAUAAAGUCUUCAGGCACUCGCGGAUCAUGGACACCACCAAUUUCAAUGGCAGUGACACAGUACCACGUAAUUCUCUUGUUCGCACGUCAUGUUCAGGUAGUGUCGAAGCUAAAUGGCGUAGUUGUAAUGGAGGAAUCGUUUGACUCGCGAGUCGGGAAUGUGCGCGGCAUCACUGUGGAUGACACAUUUGGUACCGUGUGGGUUUACUCGAACCGUCGUAUUCUAGAGGUGGUCAUUGCAGACGAGGACCGUAAUGUGUGGAAGCUGUUUCUUAGCAAGGCUGUGGCAGGCAACGGUGACGAUCGCGAUUUUGAACAGGCGUUGGGUGUUUGUCGCAACGGAUGGGAACGUCAGCGCGUGCUGACAGCACAGGCAGACAAACUUUUUGAUAAGGGAGAGUUUGAUCGUGCCGCAGUUAUCUACGCCAAGACGACGCGUUCGUUCGAAGAAGUAGCGCUGAAGUUUCUUGAAAAGGAGACUCGCGACUCGCUGCUUCUUUUUUUGUUACAGAAGCUGAAAAGUUUGGGAAGUGAGGAGAAGACACAAAAGACUGUGCUUUGCUCGUGGAUUGUUGAACUGUUUUUGGAUAAGUUUAAUGUGCUGAAGGGCAGUGCCCAGGAUGUCGAUGCGCACGCUAAUUUGUUGUUCGAGUUUAAGCAGUUUCUGCAAGAUCAAAAGAGUCAUCUUGACCCAGCCACGACGUUCAAUCUGAUCUCUAGUCAUGGUCGACCUGAUGAGCUUGUGUUUUACGCAACUCUUAUUGAAGAUUACGAAAAAGUUAUUACUUACCAUGUGGAUCGUGGUGAGUAUGGAGCUGCAAUUGAGUUGCUUCGCAGUGUGGAAACAUCCAAGGUGGAAGAGCUCUGGUACAAGUAUUCUCCUGAACUGAUCAUCCACAAGCCGAAGCAGGUGUACGAAGCAUGGCUAGAGGCUGCCACAUUGAACCCAACCCGUCUCAUUCCGUCGAUUGUACGUCAUGUGCACCAGAAGAGUGGUGCGAGUGGAGACGUGGCUAGUAAUACGACGAAAAGCCGUUCGGUAUUGGAUAUGGCCAUUCGGUUUUUGAAAUUUGCUAUCAAGCAAGGUAAUCGCGAUCCAACAAUCCAUAAUUACAUGUUGUUUCUGUUGGCCAAGCACCCUGAUGAGCGUUUACUCAUCAGCUUUUUGCGCAAGAAACACAAUGGUAGGCACCUGUUUGACAUUGCAUUUGCGCUACGGCUUUGCACACAGAAUGAGAAGAAUCGCGCCUGUAUUUACAUCUACUCGGCGAUGGGGCUAUAUCAGGACGCCGUGGAGAAGGCACUCCAAGUAGAUGUCAAGAUUGCUAAAGAAAUGGCAGGCAUGCCUGAGGAUGAUGAGACUCGCAAAAAGUUGUGGACGCUGAUUGCCAAGCAUACGAUUGAUGCAGGUGGUGAGAUCAAGGAUGCCAUGAAUAUCCUAAAGGAGAGUGAUCUAUUGAAGAUUGAGGACAUCCUUCCUUUCUUCCCUGACUUUGUCCUGAUUAACGACUUUAAGAAGGAGAUUUGCGAAUCGCUUGAGGUCUACAAUGACCGUAUUGAACAGCUGAAGGAAGAGAUGCAGGACUAUACACAGUCGGCCGAGCUGAUCCGUGCUGACAUGCAGAAGCUGCGCAAACGUUGUGCUGUCGUUUCUGGCAACCAGCGCUGUGAGCUUACGGGCCAAAAUAUUUUGGGUAAGGAAUUCUACCUCUUUCCGUGCUCGCACGCUUUCCACGCUGGUGCACUACGUCAGGAGAUGCAAAAACAUCUCAACAGUUUUCAGCGACAAACUGUCAAGCAGCUUAUCCAGAAACUGAAUGAGCUUUCCACGGAAAUGCCCGCAACCACGAAAUUUUUCCAGCGACCGCUUUCAGCUUUUCUGUUCCUGAACUUGUCUUCGAGCGAGAAGGAAGUGAUGACACCUGGUAACGAGGGAGUUAGUGCUGCAGCGACGGCAAAGGCGAAAAAGGAAGCAAAAGAGCAGUCCAUUGCUCAGGAGCGUGAGAUGGUGCAGCAAAAGCUAGACGAGAUCAUUGCAUCCGAGUGUAUUUUCUGUGGUGAGGUUAUGAUCAAAUCCAUUCACGCACCUUUCAUUACGCCGGAGGAUGACGCAAACGAAGGUAGCGAGUGGGCCAUCUGA